This is a messenger RNA of Cajanus cajan (pigeon pea), 1605 nucleotides long. RefSeq names its product mitochondrial uncoupling protein 5. The record is from RefSeq and is a predicted model, not a curated record. NCBI's taxonomy places the organism in Eukaryota, Viridiplantae, Streptophyta, Magnoliopsida, Fabales, Fabaceae.
UUCUUCCUUUCAAAACACACCUAUAAAUUUCCUUCUCCAAUUCAGCAACAUAAAUCAUUAUUCUUUGUUUCAUGACCAAACAUAGCGCUUUUUCUUAGCAUAUGUCUCAAUGGUCCAACGUUCCUCACUCUUGUUCCAUAGCCUUCGGCCUCCAUUCCCAUCUUCUUGUCUCCAGUGAAAUGAACCCAAACUCCAAUUGGUCCUCUUGAACCCAAACCAAACCCUUUAAUUACAUUCCAUUCUUUUCUCUCAUCAAAAUUUCUCCCCGGAAAAUUCUGACAAAAUCAACCACACCCCACCUCUUCAAUUUCAUUGAUUCUUUCAAAAUAACAAACUUUUUGGCUUGAAUCGAAAUGGGUGUCAAAGGUUUCGUCGAAGGAGGCAUUGCUUCCGUGAUCGCAGGGUGCUCCACCCACCCUCUUGAUCUAAUCAAGGUCCGAAUGCAGCUCCAAGGAGAGACCCAACACUCAAAUCUCCGACCCGCACUCGCUUUCCACCCAACUUCCGUCCACGCGCCGCCGCAUCGUCCGGCAAAAGCAGGUCCCAUCGCCGUCGGCGUCAAAUUAGUCCAACAAGAAGGCGUCGCCGCGCUUUUCUCCGGCGUCUCCGCCACCAUCCUCCGCCAGCUUCUCUACUCCACCACCCGCAUGGGGCUCUACGAAGUGCUCAAGGAGAAAUGGUCCGAACCCAAUUCCGCCGGCGGCACCACCAUGCCCCUCACCCGCAAGAUCGCGGCAGGACUCAUGGCCGGCGGAAUUGGCGCCGCCGUCGGCAACCCGGCCGACGUGUCAAUGGUCCGCAUGCAGGCCGAUGGAAGACUCCCACCGGCCCAACGACGGAAUUAUAAAUCCGUCGUUGAUGCUAUCACCAGAAUGGUGAAAGACGAGGGCGUGACCAGUUUAUGGCGCGGUUCAUCUCUCACGAUAAACCGCGCCAUGCUGGUGACGGCCUCGCAGCUGGCCUCUUAUGACCAGUUCAAGGAGAUGAUUUUGGAAAGGGGUGUAAUGGGUGACGGGCUUGGGACCCAUGUGACGGCAAGUUUCGCGGCGGGGUUUGUGGCGGCGGUCACGUCGAACCCCGUCGACGUGAUCAAGACUAGGGUGAUGAACAUGAAGGUGGAGCCCGGGGCGGCGCCGCCGUACUCCGGUGCACUCGAUUGCGCCAUGAAGACGGUGCGCGCGGAGGGUCCCAUGGCUCUUUACAAAGGCUUUGUUCCCACGAUUUCGAGACAGGGACCCUUCACGGUUGUCCUGUUCGUCACGUUGGAACAGGUGCGCAAGUUACUUAAGGAUUUUUAAGUGCGAAGAUAAUGACGAAGAACAAAAUAUUUCGAAAGGUUUCAUAAGUAAGAGUUUUUGUUUAGGUGUCUUUUGUCCCGUGAGUGUUUUUGUUUAGUUUUAAGAUAAGGGUUAUAUCAAUAAUAUAAAAGAUGGGUGUUACUGUUAUUUAGUUCAAAAAUUCAAAUUUAAUUGGUAUUAUGUUAAUCCUUAGUCUUUAUUACCUAGGUAGAUCAUUUUUCCCCUUUUAGCUAAUUCAUAAAAUUCUUUACGUUUGGGUAAUUCCACACGCCAGAUUAUGAAGUUCCCUUUUCCUUUUUUAAAUGAA